AUGAUCAAUCUGAAUCCAUUCCGCUCAAAAUCUAUUUCUCACAGAAUCAUAUGGAUACUCUUUGUGAUCCCAUCUUGUGUUUUCUCAGCAAAUGAGUUUCACAGACUCUGCACUCUACCGUUUAGCUGCGGCAAUCAGAGCGGUCUCUUAUACCCUUUCUGGAUAUCUGGAAGAGAAGCCUGUGGCCACCCUGACUUCAAGCUCGACUGUAGCGGAGGAUUCGCAGAGUUGAACAUGUCCUCUGUGAAGUACAGAAUCUUAGAGGUGAAUUAUGAAUAUCGUUUCAUAAGACUGGCGAGAUCGGAUUAUAUCGGCGAUCUUUGUCCUAAAGAUCCUUUAAAUGAGCCAUUCGAUGAAAACGUCCUUCCAUUUGCUCCCAACACCGAUCUGAUAACGAUUUAUUACGACUGCAGGCAAGACUUUUCGCUGUAUGUUUCUACUUAUGUUGGAGUUUUUUCUUGUGGUGAUGAUGGAAGUAGUUACUAUGUGACAAGAAACCUCUCGUCGCCUCUACUUGACGGGGUUAGAGGUCAUUUAUACGACUUUGAUGCAUCUUGCAAAAUCGUCAGUGUACCUGCAAAUGGGCCUUGGCUGGACACACUGCAGAUCAAUGGGACUCGAGAUAAUCUACAGAAAGCUCUUGCAGAGGGGUUCAAGCUUGAAGCUAACCAAGAUUGUUUGACGUGCUUAGCAUCUGAGGGUGUUUGUGGAUAUAAUGAGAGCUCAGGUGGAUUCGUCUGCUAUUGUGUAGAUGAGCCACUUAGCCGUACUUGCGCUUCUAGAAAAAAUGGCCAAAGCUUCACUUUAGGAGCAAAAUUAGGAAUUGGUACUGCUGCUGGACUUUUAGGGAUAUUUCUUUCAGCUGGAGGCUAUUUUUGUUUCAUCAUCCAGCGAAGGAAGACAUCUAAUGAUCCAAGACAACAUAAGCUAAAGAACGUUAUUCCACAUAAUCUAGAAGCCAUUAUUCCACUGAAACACUACAGCUACGCGCAACUAAAGAGAAUUACAAAUUCAUUCGCAGAAGUGGUUGGGAAAGGAGGAUUUGGCACUGUUUAUAGAGGAACCCUUUGUGACGGUCGCCGUGUUGCAGUGAAGAUUUUGAAAGACUCAAAUAGUGAUGGGGAAGACUUCAUCAAUGAAGUUGGGAGCAUGAGCAAAACUUCUCAUGUCAACAUUGUUGAAUUGCUUGGAUUCUGCUAUGAAGGCUCGAAUAGAGCAAUUAUUUAUGAAUUUUUAGAAAAUGGGUCUCUUGAUAAAUUCAUCUCAAACAAGACCUCAGUGGACAUGGAUUGGACGACAUUGUAUCAAAUUGCGCUAGGAGUUGCUCGUGGUCUAGAGUACUUGCAUCAUGGGUGCAAGACAAGGAUUGUACAUUUCGACAUAAAACCACAAAAUGUACUCUUAGAUGUCAAUCUUUGCCCUAAACUUUCAGACUUCGGCCUUGCUAAGCUUUGUGAGAAGAAAGAGAGCAUCUUGUCAAUGCUGGACACAAGAGGUACAAUAGGGUACAUUGCACCUGAAUUGUUUUCAAGAAUGUACGGUAGAGUUUCCCACAAGUCAGAUGUGUAUAGCUACGGAAUGUUGGUCCUUGAGAUGAUUGGAGCAAGGAACAAAGAAGGAGGUUGCCAAGAUUCGGCACCAAAUGCAAGUUCAACUUACUUUCCUGAAUGGAUAUAUAAGGAUCUUGAGAAGCGAGACAGUGGAAGGCUUAUUGAGAAUGUAAUUACCAGCGAAGAAGAGGAGAUUGCGAAGAAAAUUACAUUGGUGGGUUUGUGGUGUAUUCAGUCUUCCCCAUCAGAUCGCCCGCCGAUGAAUAGAGUGGUAGAGAUGAUGGAAGGGAGUGUGGAUGCUCUUGAAGUCCCUCCUAAACCUGUUUUCCAAAUUCCAGCAGCACCAUUUCAAGAACCUUCUACGUUGGCGGAGGAUAUAUCGGGUUGCAAAGAAUGUGGGAACAUCACCGCCGGUUUCCCCUUCUGGGGCAUGAAUCGUGACAAAAUUUGCGGUCAUCCAACGCUGGAGCUACACUGCAACAAAGACAUCACCUCUUUAACCAUCUCUGAUCAAGACUUCCGUGUUCUACAAAUAAAUCAAUCAUCUAACUCUCUUAGACUAGCAAGAACAGACCAUAUGGGUUCUUUUUGCUCCUCUAACUUCACCAACACAACCUUGCCUCCAAAUCUAUUCAAGCUUUCCCCAACCUACAAGAGCGUCACAGUAAUCUACAGUUGCAAUCCUUUUGGUUUCCACUAUCAGGGAUAUAAAUGUCCAGAAAUAGGUUUGAUCUUUGUGUCUGACAAACCUGAAAAUUACAAGUUCUGCCUUGGCGGUUUCACGGCGAACGUUCCUAGGAGCUUCGUGACAGAAAAUAAAGACCUGGCCUAUUUGGAAAGUAUUUUAAAGAAAGGAUUUGAGGUGAAGGUGAAGAUCGAUAAGAGCGAGUAUGAGCAUGGUAAACACGGUCCCCUCCAUCCACCAACUGGUAAGUUUCUUAUGCAUCACUAUCAUAUCCUUAACAACUUAUGCUGA
Messenger RNA from Eruca vesicaria subsp. sativa (arugula), 2526 nucleotides. Lineage: Eukaryota; Viridiplantae; Streptophyta; Magnoliopsida; Brassicales; Brassicaceae. The record is from the annotation of a GenBank genome assembly.